GCGGGGCAUUUAAUUGAUGUUAUCCUUGUCUGUAUAGGUUAUAUUCAAACAUGGACAUAAUGCUGGAGCUUUGUAAUCGCCGAAUAAAAAAUUGCGAUUUACUUGAAAGCGUAAUCACUCAUGAAGAUUCACUAGGAAGUGAUGUUGAUAAGACUGAUGUGUUGGAGAAAAAUGUUGUUGCAGCAAUUAAUACAAAGCUCGAACGUGCAGAAAGUCAUCUACAGGGUUUAAAUUUAUUGUAUCAGUUUUUGCCUAGAAUAUCUAAAGAUUCUUUGGUUAACAAUUUUCCUCGCUGGAUUUCCAAAGUUACACAGAUUUUGAAUAAUGCACAUGCUAGUUCAAUUGAAAUAGUUUGCCAAACUACAGGAGCACUGGUUGCAAAAUGCAAAAAGAUACCUGAACUUGACAAAAAUGUUUCUAUAAACAAUGUCAAGCUCAUCAUUAAAAUUUUAGUUCAACGAUAUGAUCAGGAUAACGAUGGAGCACUGCUCAAUUUACUCAUAGUUUUGCUUUACCACUAUCCAGAAUCAUGUGCACGGUUGCAGGGACAUUACAACAAAAUUAUUACUGCAUGUAUUGAUGAUAUUAAUGAUGAUAUAAUAAUCACUGGUGCAAAAUGUUAUACGCUAUUAGUAAGAGCACUUGAGCGUUCAUUCAACAAUUUGCCUAAAAAUGAACCAAUUAUAUUUCCUGACAAUGUCUUUGCAAGUUGCCAUGUUUCUCAUCAAAUUGAUUUAUGCCAUAAUUUAUGUAUGUUGAUGGAUGAAUUAUUUCAAGACUUAAUAUCAGUGUCUGUAGAAUUUCCUAAUGUAACUCAAAAUAAUACUAAAAUCAUUAAUUUAGAAUUAAGUGAAUUAUCUCGACAUAAUUUGAUUGAUUACUUUCGAGCUGCUCAAAAUAGAUUUACCAACAUAUGUAUCUACUUAUCAACGCUGUUAAAAAUUGGCGGAAAUGGAAGAAAGAAAUAUGUAUUACCAAAUCUUAUACUCCAAGUGAUUUGUAAAGGCUUGGCAAUAACUCCUGCUAAUUUACAAGAAAAUGACAAUAACGAAGAUAGGAAAAGAGAGUUUUUAAUAUCAAUUUUGCCUGCAUUCCACAUUAGCUUGCUCAAUGUUCUUGGAGAUUUGAUAUUGUGUUUCCAACAAGAAUUGCUGCCCUUUGCUUUGACUAUUCAAAGAUUAAUAGUGCAAACUCUGGAAUGGACACAGAAAUGCUACAAACGCUUCAAAGACAUUAGAAUAUUGGCAUACAAAACUUUAACAACAUGGUUAAAGCAAGCAGGAACUUUAUCAGGAUUUCAAUUAGUAGCUGACGAAUUUUUGCCGCACAUACUCAAUGACCUAUCGCCGCCCAGCAAGAAAAGCAUUGUAUUGACUUCAAAUAAAGGCACUAAACGAAAAUCGAAGACUCAAAACUCAAAAAGCACGCAAACUACAAGUAAUAAAGAUUCAGAAAUAUCGCUUUAUUCCGAUAUGGAAUUGUGCUCCCAAGUUUUGUCGACCACGCAAGCUAUUGUGUCAAAUGCAAAUGUCUUUUUAAAACAAUCAUUUUACAUCGAAAUUCGAAAUGCAACAGUGUUAUUAUUGUGCGAACAAUAUACCAAGAAAGAAUAUUUCCCGGUGUCUUUAGAAAAUACAGAGUACCGACUUCAACUAAUGAAAACUCUUCAAGUAUUAGGUCUAUUUAUACACGUUUCAACCCCUCCGCCUACCGCAAUUGCUAUAAAGAUGUUUGGAGAAGCUAUGCAACAGGCAGAUCCAGAUAUAAGAGAAGAGGCAAAACUCGGUUUUGCCAUGUUGCGUCACAUAAUUUAUCCUUCUUCACCUUCAUUGAUGCUUCCAGUAUACGAACCUCAGGUUUUUUCGCGACCUUCCUCACCAAUGGAAGUCGUUCAACACGAAAAUCUCAUUUUUUCUUCUCAUAUGAAGCGGUGCCAUGAAGUAUCGAAAGACGACGUUGGCGAUUCGGCGGAACCGUCAAAACGACAGAGAGCCAGCCAACAAGAAUCUACCGAUGCAACGGAUCUGUUUUCCGGUGUGCCACGAUGCCAUCCAGUAUCCAAAGACGACAUUGGCGAUUCAUCUGAAUUGCUUAAACGACAGGAAGCUAGCGAACAGGAAUCUACUGAUGCAACGUUUGUUCAGCAAUUAACGAUAGAAAAUGAAAUUUCAAAUAUUGAAAUCUCGACAUCGACUGAAAAGUCCCAAAUAGAUGCUUCAGCAACAAAGAAAAUUCCAAUCAAUAGAAUUUCCAGUGAGCCGCCCGAUUCAACAAACGUCAGUUUGAAAGCUGCAAAUGUCAAUGAGAAACUUGAAACAGAUGAUGAUAUGCUAAUGUCGUUCUGUGAUGAGCCAAUUUCAUAAAAUUAACAAGUAGCAAUCGAGUGGAUAUUUUUUUCGUAUGUUAUCGGUUAUUAAAUUUUGUAAAAAUAAAGUAUUUUCGUAAUAUGAAAACUAAACGCAU
Molecule: messenger RNA, 2463 nt
Organism: Phymastichus coffea
Lineage: Eukaryota; Metazoa; Arthropoda; Insecta; Hymenoptera; Eulophidae
Product: proline-, glutamic acid- and leucine-rich protein 1-like
Exons: 7
Coding region: 51-2363 (770 amino acids)
Biological process (GO): rRNA processing
Cellular component (GO): nucleus
Source: RefSeq, a predicted model, not a curated record